AUGGUGCCCUUUCACAGAGCUGGCGUGCCUUGUGCAGGGCGCAAGAGAGAACUCAUCAUGCCUCGCCUCAGCCUGCUCUUCUGCACAGUUCUGCUGGGAUACCUCUGGCUCACAGAAGUACAAUGCAGUGAGGAAUCUGGUGUGCGGGAGACCCACAGCAUGCCCAACUGGGCGAUGACGUCGUCGGACUUCUUCGGCUGGAUUGAGGAGCUUCGCUCCCACGCCGGCUAUGACAAGAUCGAGGAGCUGGCCCGCACCUUCUGGGCACACUUCCCCUCGGCCAGCCGCCUGGGCUACGACCCCCCCGCCCCCGAGGAGUAG
Molecule: messenger RNA, 321 nt
Organism: Engraulis encrasicolus (European anchovy)
Lineage: Eukaryota; Metazoa; Chordata; Actinopteri; Clupeiformes; Engraulidae
Gene: otos2
Product: otospiralin 2
Exons: 4
Coding region: 1-321 (106 amino acids)
Biological process (GO): sensory perception of sound
Source: RefSeq, a predicted model, not a curated record